GGGCUGCGGGCUUGGGGCGCGACGGCGCGGGUCUGUGAGGUGAGCCCGGGCCUGGGCGGCGGCGGCGGCGGCGUGGCCGCAGGACCUGGCGCGGUGUCCGCGGCCUCCGGGGCGGGGGCUCCGGUCAAGAGGCCCCCUCCCCGGGGAGGAGGAGCCGGGGCAAGCGAGGCACCCGGUGGCGGCGACGGCGGCGGCGGCGGCCGCCGGGAACCAUGCAUCAGAAGCUGCUGAAGAGCGCGCAUUACAUCGAGCUGGGCAGCUACCAGUACUGGCCGGUCCUGGUGCCCCGCGGCAUCCGCCUCUACACCUACGAGCAGAUCCCGGUGUCGCUCAAGGACAACCCGUACAUCACCGACGGCUACCGGGCCUACCUGCCCUCCAGGCUGUGUAUCAAAAGUUUGUUUAUUUUAUCUAAUGAGACAGUAAAUAUCUGGAGUCAUUUGCUGGGUUUCUUUCUCUUCUUCACCCUGGGAAUAUAUGACAUGACAUCUGUCUUACCUUCGGCAAGUGCAUCCAGAGAAGAUUUCGUAAUUUGUUCUAUUUGUCUAUUCUGCUUCCAGGUCUGUAUGCUUUGCUCUGUGGGAUAUCAUCUUUUUUCCUGCCAUCGGUCAGAAAAAACAUGUCGAAGAUGGAUGGCAUUGGAUUAUGCCGGAAUUUCUAUUGGAAUACUGGGCUGUUAUGUCUCAGGAGUGUUUUAUGCAUUUUAUUGUAAUAAUUAUUGGCGCCAAGUGUACCUGAUCACCGUGCUUGCUAUGAUCCUGGCAGUGUUCUUUGCACAGAUCCAUCCCAGUUAUCUUACACAGCAGUGGCAGAGGCUCCGCUCUAUCAUCUUUUGCUCUGUUUCCGGAUAUGGAGUGAUCCCGACUCUUCACUGGGUUUGGCUUAAUGGAGGAAUCAGUGCACCUGUUGUACAGGACUUUGCACCGCGUGUAAUUGUGAUGUAUGUGAUUGCUCUUCUUGCUUUCCUAUUCUACAUUUCCAAAGUUCCAGAACGGUAUUUUCCAGGACAACUAAACUACCUCGGAUCAAGCCACCAAAUAUGGCAUAUCCUUGCAGUAGUGAUGUUAUAUUGGUGGCACCAGUCAACUGUGUAUGUCAUGCAGUACAGACAUAGCAAGCCUUGUCCUGACUAUAUUUCACAUGUGUGAAUUCAGGUAUGGCUACCUGGCAAAUUCGGUUGUUGAGCAAUAUUCAAUGGGGGAACUGUAGACCCCACUAUUUCUAAAGUUUCCAUUCCUUUUCUUUUUCUUUUUCCUGUUGUUUAAUGUAUCAUGAGUAAGGAUUUAUAAACAUGGAAAUAUAUACCUGGGUUCUGAAGUAAUAAUUGCUUUGUAGACCCUUACUACUACAAAUUUGCUGCUUACACAGAAGUGAAAAAUUGUGGGCCACCUCAAGAUAUAUCUGGAUAGCAACACUGAAUGUUCAGCUCAUGUACAAAUAGAGCCCAUUUUACCUAACACCAGCUUAAUUUCCUUAGGAAGGGCUCAUCUCCAAUUCAUGACUAUAGUAGAAGAUAUUUUCAUUAAAUUAUCAAGUUUAAGUGCCUAAUCAAGGCAGCGAUUGUUACAGCUUAUGCUUUUUGCAAGGUAAAAUAGUAAUUUUGAAUAAUCACAGCCUUUAAAUAAAUGGUUUAUGAGAAAGUGGCACUUAAGGUACUUCUUUAGCUAUAAACUUUAGAAACACACUGAGUUUUGGGGGGUUUUCCAGGACAAAAUCUUGAAAAUUCUUUGAGAGAUAUUCACAUGCAUUGCUAUUUUCAUCAUGUAAGAGUCACACUGGAAACGAAGGGCAUGAUUUAGCAACAAAUCCUGUGGUCUGUUUAGUAACAAAAUCAUUAUCCACUUAAACUUUUUAAUCCCAGAUAUUAAUUCAUAGUAUAAUUGAGUUCUUGAGAGUGGAUUUGAGAAGAUUUGAUCUCAGAAGAACUUUGAUCUCUUUUAAUUUGUAGCCCUGAAUUUCAUAAUGAAGGUUUCAGCCAUAUGGGUGCUACUUUCAAGGUCUUAAGAUCUAGAUAGAUGGCCAUAGGAUCUUGACCCUGAAAUAAACCUUGAGCCUUAGAAGACUCAUGCAAAUCUUCCACUUGAUAUUAUUCACCUAUACUUUAGUGUUCUGUUUAUGCAUGCAUUAGCAGUACAUUCAUGGAUAACUCAAGUAAUUUAUAAAUGCUAUCUAAAAUUUGGACCUGAAGCAUUAACUUGCUCUUGUUUUUACUUAUUUCACUGCCUAAUUAUACAGUGUAACUCCUUUGUCUUUUUCCCUUCUCAUAGGCAUAAAAUUAAAUGCUUUAUAGCAUUCAUACACCUUGUUUAUUAUAAAAUGUCAUCAAGGUUUCUUAAUGAGUUGACAAGUUGUUUUAAAUAUGGCUAUGUUUUCAAGACAGUGAGAGUUAACUGGGUAUCAUAAAAAUUUUACUUUGAAGCUUAUUCCUAAAAUGCAAAUUUCUAUACAUCCAGCCUUAGGAAAGUUACUUUAAUGUACCUCAGUUUAUGCUCCCAUAAAACAUCAUUUCUUCUAGAGUAGUGUUUCUGGAUUAUAAAUUCCCAAUGCUAUUUUGCACAAGGGGAGUUUUCUCAGAGUGGACUCAGUGCAGGCACACUGUAACAUAACAAUUGUGGUGGAAAGCUACUUUGAAAAUGGCUGUUGUAUCUCAUUAAGACCACCAAUUUGUAUGCUAAAUAUUAGGAAAUUUUGAUGUAACAACAGUAGGAUAAAAUGCUUGUAAAUACAUACUGAAUCAUUUUAGCCACAUGAAAUACACUGAUUAAAAGUGGGAGGAAAGGAAUUAUUUUAUGUGUGGAACCAUUUUUUUUGUAAGAUCUCAAAAAUAAAAAGCACUGAUUCUUAA
Molecule: messenger RNA, 2845 nt
Organism: Perognathus longimembris pacificus (Pacific pocket mouse)
Lineage: Eukaryota; Metazoa; Chordata; Mammalia; Rodentia; Heteromyidae
Gene: Paqr3
Product: progestin and adipoQ receptor family member 3
Exons: 6
Coding region: 213-1148 (311 amino acids)
Cellular component (GO): membrane
Molecular function (GO): signaling receptor activity
Source: RefSeq, a predicted model, not a curated record